Molecule: messenger RNA, 3636 nt
Organism: Sodiomyces alkalinus F11
Lineage: Eukaryota; Fungi; Ascomycota; Sordariomycetes; Glomerellales; Plectosphaerellaceae
Exons: 2
Coding region: 1-3636 (1211 amino acids)
Biological process (GO): ergosterol biosynthetic process; coenzyme A metabolic process; isoprenoid biosynthetic process
Cellular component (GO): peroxisomal membrane; endoplasmic reticulum membrane
Molecular function (GO): hydroxymethylglutaryl-CoA reductase (NADPH) activity; protein binding
Source: RefSeq, a predicted model, not a curated record
AUGAUUUCCUCGUCCUUCUUCCCCGCGCGCUUCCGGGGCGAGCAACCCGCCACCCCGCAACCUACACCGACUUGGUUUGGGAAACGCAUCACUCCCAUCCUCCAGUUCUUCUCCCGCCUCGCUUGCUCCCAUCCUAUCCAUACCGUUGUCAUCGUUGCCGUUCUGGCCAGUUCUUCCUACGUCGGUCUGCUGCAGGAGAGCUUGUUCGAUGCCACCAUUACUGUCCGCUCUGCGGACUGGUCUUCCCUCAUCGAGGGAAGCCGUUGUCUAAAGACGGGGCCCGAUUCCUCUUGGCGUUGGCAGACCGUUGAACACCACAAGAAGCUCCAGGACACCUCUUCUGCUCAGGCUGCCUACGACCACCUCGCCCUCCUGACCCUCGUCUUUCCCGAGUCCCAGUCCCCCGAGUCGGCCAACACGGCUCCGCGUGCGCAAGCCAUCCCCUUCGCUCCGAACACCUCCAUCACUCAGCUGCCGCCCACCUCCAAUUCGCUGGCUAGCUAUUCUCAGGACACGGCCCUGGCUUUCGCUGUUUCCUAUGCCGAGGCCCCCGAGCUUGUGGCCUCUAUCCAGGAGAUCCCCAACGUCGACGACUCCGACGACUCGGAGCUCCGCGAGACCCCCCACGGUCAGGAGUCCAAGAUGUGGAUCAUGAAAGCGGCCAAGGUCAACACCCGCAACAGUUACAUCCACUGGGUGAGCAACGCUUGGUCCGAAUUCAUCGACCUCCUGAAGAACGCUGAGAUGCUUGACAUUUUCAUCAUGGCCCUGGGCUACCUCUCCAUGCACCUCACCUUUGUCUCUCUCUUCCUCUCCAUGCGCCGCAUGGGCUCGAAUUUCUGGCUCUUCAUCAACGUCCUCCUCUCCUCCGUCUUUGCUUUCCUGUUCGGCCUCAUCGUCACCACCAAGCUCGGCGUCCCCAUCAACAUGGUCCUGCUCUCCGAGGGCCUGCCUUUUCUCGUCGUCACCAUUGGCUUCGAGAAGAACAUCGCCCUCACCCGCGCCGUCCUGAGCCACGCCAUCGAGCACCGCCGCCGCGAGGCCGCAAAGAGGAACGGCGGCAGCAAGUCCAGCAAGAGCUCGGCCGCGUCGCCUUCCAGCGUCGUCCAGUACGCCGUCCAGGCCGCCAUCAAGGAGAAGGGCUACGAGAUCAUCAAGGACUACGUCAUGGAGAUCUCCAUCCUCAUCUUCGGCGCCGCCUCGGGCGUUCAGGGCGGCCUGCAGCACUUCUGCUUCCUUGCCGCGUGGAUCCUCUUCUUCGACGGGGUCCUCCUCUUCUCCUUCUACACCGCCAUCCUCUGCAUCAAGCUCGAGAUCAACCGCAUCAAGCGCUACGUCGACAUGCGACGAGCCCUGGAGGACGAUGGCGUGAGCCGCCGCGUGGCCGAGAACGUCGCCAAGAGCAGCGAGGCUUCCGACAAUGGCAACGAUGCCGACGGCAAAGAAAAGGAGUCUUCGUCCCUCUUCGGCAAGCAGAAGAGCAGGAACGUGCCCAAGUUCAAGGUCCUCAUGGUCACCGGCUUCGUUCUGAUUAACCUCGUCAACAUCUGCACCAUCCCGUUCCGGAAUGCUAACACCUUGUCCUGGACGGAUGGUCUGAGCUCCAUGGUCACGCCAUCCCCCGUCGACCCUUUCAAGGUCGCCGCCAACGGCCUUGACGCCAUCCUCGGGUCUGCCAAGGCCAACAGCCGGCCUACCAUCGUUACCAUCCUCACGCCCAUCAAGUACGAACUAGAGUUCCCUUCGGUGCACUACGGGCUUCCCAGUCGGUCCUCCAAGACGGGUGCAGGCAUUUCUGGCGACGGCGAUGGCAACCUGGACGGCUACGGCAUGGGCGGCAGUGUCGUCGGCAGCAUUCUGACGAGCCUGGAGGACCCCGUCCUCUCCAAGUGGAUCGUUGUCGCUCUCGCCCUGAGCGUCGCCUUCAACGGUUACCUGUUCAACGUCGCUCGCUGGGGGAUUAAGGAUCCCAACCUGCCGGAUCAUCAGAUUGACCGCGACGAGCUGGCACGCGCCCAGAACUUCAACGACACCAGCACUGCCACCCUGCCUCUCGGCGAGUACAUCCCUCCCCCGGCGAGCGCCUCCAGUCCCGUCACGCCGGCCUCGACCGACGACGAGUCGGACCCGCUCACGAUGCGACCGGUGCAGGCUGCGGCAGAGUCGUCCGAGUCGUCCGAGUCGUCGACGCUUUCGGCACCGCGUUCGUUUGCCGAGUUGGACAAGAUGGUGGCCGAGAAGCGGGCGCAUGAGAUGAACGACGACGAGGUGGUGGCCAUGUCCCUGCGCGGCAAGAUCCCCGGUUACUCCCUCGAGCGUACGCUCAAGGACUUUACGCGCGCCGUCAAGGUGCGCCGCUCCAUCAUUGCCAAGACCAAAGCCACCGAGGGCUUGACCAGCAAGCUCGACCGGUCGAAGCUGCCGUACGAGAACUACAACUGGGAACGCGUCUUCGGAGCGUGCUGCGAGAACGUCAUCGGCUACAUGCCCCUGCCCGUCGGCGUGGCCGGCCCGCUCGUCAUCGACGGCCAGAGCUACUUCAUCCCCAUGGCCACGACCGAGGGCGUGCUCGUGGCCAGCGCCAGCCGCGGCUGCAAGGCCAUCAACUCGGGGGGCGGCGUCAUCACGGUGCUGACCAACGACGGCAUGACGCGCGGGCCUUGCCUGAGCUUCGACACGCUGGAGCGGGCCGGCGCGGCCAAGAUGUGGCUCGAUUCGGACGCGGGCCAGGCCAGGAUGAAGAAGGCGUUCAACUCGACCAGCAACUAUGCGCGUCUCGUGCAGAUGAAGACGGCGCUCGCCGGCACCAACCUGUACAUCCGGUUCAAGGCGACGACGGGCGACGCCAUGGGCAUGAACAUGAUUUCCAAGGGCGUGGAGAACGCGCUGGACGUGAUGAUGAACGAGUGCGGCUUCGAGGACAUGAACAUCGUGUCGGUGUCGGGCAAUUACUGCACGGACAAGAAGGCGGCUGCCAUCAACUGGAUCGACGGCCGCGGCAAGAGCGUCGUCGCCGAGGCUAUCAUCCCGGCGGAGGUGGUGCGCAGCGUGCUGAAGAGCGAUGUCGACAGCCUGGUCGAACUCAACAUUGCCAAGAACCUGAUCGGAUCGGCCAUGGCGGCUUCGGUGGGUGGCUUUAAUGCCCACGCCGCCAACAUUGUGGCUGCCAUUUUCAUUGCCACGGGUCAGGACCCGGCCCAGGUGAUUGAGAGCUCCAACUGUAUCACCAUUAUGAAGAAUCUCCGCGGCUCCCUCCAGAUCUCCGUCUCGAUGCCCUCCAUCGAAGUGGGCACCCUCGGUGGCGGUACCAUUCUUGAGCCUCAGAGCGCCAUGCUCGAUAUGCUCGGCGUUCGCGGCUCGCAUCCCACGCAACCCGGCGAAAACGCCCGACGACUUGCCCGCAUCGUUGCUGCUGCCACGCUUGCCGGUGAGCUGUCUCUGUGCAGUGCCCUGGCGGCCGGCCACUUGGUGAAGGCCCACAUGCAGCAUAACCGGUCCCAGCCUGCCACGAGAACCAAUACACCGGCUCCCAAUGGAGCUGCGGCACCUGCCGGCCUUGCCAUGACGAAUGCUACCGGGAAGGCCGGAUCAUCGACCAACCUGAGUGCUGCUGCUGCCGAGCGCGCACGUCGUUAA